Molecule: messenger RNA, 9045 nt
Organism: Pungitius pungitius (ninespine stickleback)
Lineage: Eukaryota; Metazoa; Chordata; Actinopteri; Perciformes; Gasterosteidae
Gene: mgaa
Product: MAX dimerization protein MGA a
Exons: 26
Coding region: 366-8579 (2737 amino acids)
Biological process (GO): cell fate specification; regulation of transcription by RNA polymerase II; positive regulation of DNA-templated transcription
Cellular component (GO): nucleus
Molecular function (GO): DNA-binding transcription factor activity, RNA polymerase II-specific; RNA polymerase II cis-regulatory region sequence-specific DNA binding; protein dimerization activity
Source: RefSeq, a predicted model, not a curated record
CCCCCCCCCCAGUUAGAAAAGAGCCACGAUGCCGACGGGGCUUUUACACGACGGAAAACACACGGUAACGCGCGGAUUAACGGCUCACCGUCGAGACAGAAGGUAGUCUGUGUGCUGUGAAGGUUGCACGUGGUCGUGAACGGUCUCUACAGGACCGGAACCGGGAGGUUUACUGCACCGUGGGUCAGCCAUUACUGGGCCUGCGUUUAGCUAGCUGCAACUGAACAUCACACAUCAACUGGGUUCUUGUGGGCUCUGGUCUCCACUUAAAGCUGCUAUGAGUUAGGGAUGUUGCGUUGAGCCGCCGCCGCAACAAUGUUUAACGAGCAGGAUCCUCCCGCCCUUUAGAUGUCCGAAGGCCUUUCAUGGCUUAUAAGGAGAGAGCAAUGGUGUUCCAUCAGGGCUGUUCAACCAGCCCAGCUGCCACCAACCAUCCAGCCGCAUGCCUCCUCCUUCCCAAGCCGGGGAGGGUGAGUGAUGGCGCGACAGAGCCAAACCCUCACGCUGAAGAAGAUGAGGAGGUACUGACGGGUAAACCUAAAGGGUUCCCGUCACAGGAACACAAUAGGACCUCCGAUGGACUUACCGCCGGUAAAUGUUCCGCUGGCUCAAAACCUCAGUCGGACAACCUGUCGCCCGUCAUCGUCUGCAGAGGCGUCAAAGUGACGCUGGACAACAACAGCAUGUGGAACGAGUUCUUCAGGUGCAAAACCGAGAUGAUCCUCACCAAACAGGGGAGCCGGAUGUUCCCCUACUGUCGCUUUCGCAUCUCCGGCUUGCAGCCUUCCAAGAAGUACUCUCUGUUCAUGGACAUCCAGCCGCUGGAUGGCAAUCGGUACAGAUGGACCGGUAAGAGCUGGCAGGUAGCCGGUAAGGCCGAGGGCCACGUGAAGAGCCGGCCGUUUGCCCACCCCGAGUCACCGUCAACGGGUCAACACUGGAUGCUGAGCCCGGUGUCCUUCUACCAGCUGAAGCUCACUAACUGCACCUUGGAUCUGGAGGGAAAUACUGUCUUGCACCCGAUGCACCGCUACCUGCCACGGAUGCACGUGGUCCAGAGCGACACGGACGCCAAAGACCUGAAGCUGACCGGCCCUGCUGUCGUCACGUUCGCUUUCCACCAGACUGCGUUCACGGCGGUCACUACUUAUCAGAACUCAAGGUUCUCUCAGCUAAAGGUUGACUACAACCCAUUCGCCAAAGGGCUGAAGGAGGACGGCUCCGGCGGCCCGAAACUGAAGUUGAUUUCUGGCAAAGACGCAGGAACGGUGGUCGCCGAGCAGCAUCCUGUGAAGAGGAGUCUGAAGUCGCUGCUGGUGAACCACAAACCUAGAAGCACCAAAGCUGCGGACGCAAAGCUUUCUGAAUCAAGUGACCUUCAGAGGAAUUCCACUUCCAACAAUGGUCAAACGGCCACCAAAGCCUCCAAGGACAGUGCGGGUGGAAACUCCAGUCCGGCUCAGAAGUUGUUCUCUGAACUCAUUCGCGAGGCUCACGUCUCGCUGCACAGAUGCAACAUGAACCAGCUGGGUAUCGACAACAGAUCUGAGCAAAGCAACAACAAAACCACAGCUUUGAGAAGCAACGGAACAUAUGAACCCAGAGGGAAUGGGGGUCCUGCAAAGAGCGGGGAAACAAUUGCUACAAAGAGGAAAGUCAGAGAAGAUAACAGCCCUUUGAAUUCAGUGACCUCCAAAGACGCCCUCGGGACGGACUGUUCUGGGCUGAGCAAUUCCGUUCUGGUGGCUUCCUGCAACUCCUCUGCGGACUCUGACCCUCAAAUUAAAGCCAAGGCUCCAUCAGAGGCCAAGCUGAAGCAGCACAAAAGACCUCUGCCUCUGCCGGCCCUCGCUCGGUUUCUAAGGCAGCACUCCUCGAAAUCCAGACUGACCAAGACCAAGCCAGACUCUCCUGCACCGGCGCUCCCACCCGAGUGCCGGUCUUGCACUGAAAGUCCACUGUCUGACCCCAGGACCAAAGCCGGUGAUGACUCAACACCUGACCCCCCCCAGGCCUCUGGACACAGUGAGCCACGUCUUCAUCUGGGGGAGGUUUUGAAUGUUACGGCCCUGGCAGCUGAAACCGCCGAUAAACCUUUCGGUCCUUCGUGUUCAAGCGCUGUGUCCUCUACGGACCAGGAGGGACCCAACGGUUUCCUCACUUCCGAUUCAGUUGCCAAAAGCGGAAGCCCAGAUGGUCCACCCGGGUUACCCGACUCUUAUCAGCUGUCCCUCAUCACAUCUUCACCCACCUCUUCUCUCUUACCUCUGCACAAUGCGGAGUUGCCAGCUGAAAACUCCUUGCUGUCUCCGCCCGACUUGCCGAAGUCAGAUCCUCCACUGCUAGACCCAGAAUUGUCAUCGUUUGGCUUCGAGCCUCUUUCCCCCACUAGCUCUCCAGAGCCACUGCCUUCCCUGCCUGUCCCGUUUGACCUGGAGCUCCACUCUGCCGCUUCACAAGUGACACUGAAAGCGGCUUCUCCCGAAGAGCUCGCCGAAGACUCGUCCGUGUUCAAAUGGCACACAGUGUUGCCCCUGACUGAGGCCUAUGCAGACCCCUCAUACACCACCUUUCAGCCGCCGCCACAAACUGUUCCUCGGGCUUCUGUUACGUCACCUUUGCUGCCUCUCCAGACUCCGUCCUACCCCGAACAGCAGACUCCUUACCCCUCCAACUUCACCUCUGCGCCGGAUCCAGUGCCGUCAUUUGAGGACAACGAGCAGCCGCUGCCCUUCCCCGCGGGACUUUCGCCCCUCGCACUCCAGAUGACCCUGUCUCCAAGCUUUUCGUCCCUGGACGGAGACGGCUUGUCCCCGACACCUUCCAUCGCCGACCUUGUGCACUUUUUCUCCACCAACGAUGACCUCGGGAUGGGGGUGGAGUUUUCAAACACGGAGGUGGUGGCUGUUCCCUGUGCGCCUCUGGUAAUAGAAGAAGCAAAUGUGGAGAAGCCUCCUCAGCCGGUGUCGCCGAUCCCGAUUGACAAACCCUGCAGGAACAAGAAGUGUCGACGGCAAAAGCUUGUGAAUGAGGAGGAUGAGAAGAUGGAUGCCUCCACCUAUGCUAAAAUGCAGCCUAACCUGGAGGAAGUUGAGGAGCAGUUAUUUAUCUCCUUCACAUCGAAGGAGGCCCUCAGACUUCACGUAGCAGACUCCGAUGGAACGGCCUCACAGCCGCAGACUGAAGGUCACCUGCAGCUAACAGCAGUCACACCUGAGAACGCAGAGUGCUUAGCUGAGCCCAUUGCUUCCUUUGAGGAGAUCCUGCUGAAAGACUUGAAGCAGAUGAGACACAGACAGGCGAUCCAUCCUGUGCUGCAGGAAGUUGGCCUGAAGAUGAACCUGCUGGAUCCCACUUUGGCCAUAGACCUUCAGUACCUCGGAGUCCGCCUGCCCAUCCCCCCGCCCGGCGUCCCUCUGGAUCCGCUGCCCGCCGAGCUGCCCCCCACCCAAGGUGUUUCUGCAGCAUUUGUGUCCCGAACCGGGAAAACGACAGACUUGACUCAGAUCAAAGGGUGGAGGGAGAAAUUCCCACCGCCGGAGGCCACGUCCGCAGCAGCGCUGGACAACCCCGAAGCUGGUCCCAGUUCCGACCUGCCCAGGAACCUGUCGGCCUUCUGCAGCGACAUGUUGGACGAGUACCUGGAGAACGAGGGGAAGCUGAUCGACCAGCGGGCCUCCACCUUUACUCAGCCGCUGGCGGAGCCGGUGGUCUACCAGCUGCCCACCCGCAGUACCAGCUACGUCCGGACCCUGGACAGCGUCCUGAAGAAGCAGACUCCCGACUCCCCAGCCUCAGACCUCAUCUCUCAAUUCAUCCCCCCCUCCAAGAGACCCAAACUGGCCAUCAGGGAGGCCAAGACGGUCAGGAGGCGGAGGGGUCCCAAGCACACUAAUCCCAGACCAGAUCCUGCCCAGCAGAUUCCUGAUGAAUCAAGCGUGGCUCCUAACAAUCCUCCCGUCCAGAUCCCGGUACCCCCCCCGUUGGAGAACACCAACUCUGUCACUAAACCUCAUCAACCAAAGAGGCACCAGCAGAAAAUCCACUUCGACCACACAAAACCGCAAACUUGGUCUUCUCAACCCAAGCAGAGGAGGAAGCUAAAACCCAAGACCUUGUCCCAGACCCUCAGCCCGGCGGAGCCUGCGCCCCCCCCGACCCGCGUCUCACAGGACAUGGCUCCUCUGGAGUCGGACUCUGAACUGGGGACCACCGAUCAGAGCGAGAAGGACAAAAGGCCUGUGAUGACCCGGGCUCUACUGCGGCAGAAGGACCUGGAGGACGGGGUGCUGUGGGGGGGCCGACCCCGAACCAGCAUCACGGAGGACCGGGCCUCCGUUGCUCUGACGUCACUCUUCACUCUGAAGGGCUUCGUCAGAGAGAACCCCACCGCCCCCAUCCAGUGGGUCCGGAGACCAGCCCCCCGCUGCCUGAAUGAGGCCUGCAGGCUGGGCUGCAUCUGCUCCAGUCUAUCCUACUGCUCCAGGAUCAGCCACUGCGGUCGGCCUGCCUGCAUGUUCGGCUGCAGCUGCCUCAAACAGAAGGUGGUCCUCCUGAAGAACCUGGACGGCUCAGACUCCAGCCCUUCCAAGCCGGACCACUACAACAACAAGAAGAAGAGGAGGAGCAGCAGCAGGAGGAGGAGAAGGAUGAAGAUGGCCUAUGUCCUGAAGGAGGCAGACAGUGUCACCCACCCUGCUGAGCGGGUCCGGACUCUGUGGAAGAGGGGCGCUGGAGACUCCGAUCCAGAACCGGUCCUCGUGCCACCAGGGGCAUUAGCCCUGCCCCCCCCCUCUGUCAAAACUUGUCUCCAGGUGAGAGCAGAAGAAGAAAGCACCUGUGCCAGAAUAAGAGUUUAUGAAUUGAAGAAGAAGAGGAGGAAAGGGAUGAGGAAGGGUCACAUGGAGAGAUGUGAUCACACAGUGGAGUCCAAAGAGUUGAAGCCUAAAGAUGUUCGACUGAAGCCUUCGAGACAAAAGGGCGCAAAGACUAAACCAGCAUCUGAUCCGGUUCCCACCCCCCCGCCCCCCCCAGCUCGGCAUCCCAGUUGUCCGUCCGAGCCGAAGCCGUCGAAGCGCCUGACCAUCGUGGCGGAUUGCAAGUGGGCUAGGCCCGGCGACCGCAACCUGGUGCUUAAGAUGCUGUGUGAGGCCAUGGCUGAGGACCAGCUGGACCAACCUCUCUGGAUCCGAGAUUACCUCAUCAGUCCCAUUGGCCACAAGGUGGAGGACGGCGCCGCCACCCGCUGCAUCCACUACAAGAUGCACAUCUCCAGACCCAACCCAGAGACCCCUCAACGGAGGGAGUGGGAACCCCAGCAGGAGCCCCAGAAGCAAAGGUUUGAAGAGGCGGAGCCUCCUGAAGAGUGGCAGCGGGAGGUGGAGGCGGAGCCUCCUGAUGAUUGGCAGCAGGCUGUGGAGGCGGAGCCUCCUGAAGAGUGGCAGCGGGAGGUGGAGGCGGAGCCUCCUGAAGAAUGGCAACGGGAGGUGGAGGCGGAGCCUCCUGAAGAGUGGCAGCGGGAGGUGGAGGAAGGUGAGAUCAGGGAGGAGGAGGAGGAGGACGGAUCGACAGAUAACCUGAGCAGCAGAAAGGAGAAGGAGGUCGUAUCGAACAGGAAGUCGAUGGUCAGCAUGGCGCUGCCGUUCCUGACGGGAGUCUCCCCCGCCGGUUUCCUCUCAGCCAAUAGGAAGCGGCUGGGAGAAACAGACCACCUGGUCCAGGUGAAUGGGAAGCUCUAUCCUCUGGCUAAGAUCCAGCUGGGGAAGAUGGGGGCGCUCCAUCCGGCCAACCGGCUGGCAGCAUACCUGACGGGCCGGGUGGGGUCCAACGGGAAGGGCAGACCUCCCCACGAGCAGUGUGCAGAACCGACUUCCCCGCCCGCAGCCUUUGUGGCUCCCGCCCUGCCGGCCCCCCCUGCAGACUCUCAGGUGAGCAGCUCUGUGGCGUCACCUGUCAUUCCGCCGUCCAAUGGCGCCCCAGCUCCUCCUAGGGAACCUCCCUCGCCGGUUCGGGCUUCAUGCGCCCCCCCCCCGCCCCCCUCCACCGGUCAGAUGAUGUUCCUGCGGCCCGUCCUGUCAAAGACCGGCGUGCAGUACUACCGCAGAGCCGACGGGCGUCUGAUCCAACUGGUUCCCAUCAGCAAGUUAAACCCAGUCAACAAGAACCACACCUUUGUCCAAAAAAUCUUCCCCCCUGUUCUCCUUCAGGCUCCUGCUGAUAACCAAACCACACCAGGGACCACAGUGACCCCCUCCUCCUCCUCCAGUUCCCCGCUCCACCCUGGCUUUGUGGCUCAGGCGGGGGGGGGCACCUGCCAAAUCCCCUUGUCCGACAGCAGGGACCCGAUGGUCCUGUCCUGUCCCAACAUCUCCUCCAGCCCCAUCUCCCUCAAGCCCUCCACAAGUGGGGGGGCUGAGCUCGGGGUCAAAGCGGUGACUGUCUCUCCAGGUCCUGGUGGGGGGGCAUUCCAGGCCCCUUUAGAGACCAGACCCUCCAGCAAUCCUCCCGAACCUGUCCCCCCAUCAGAGGAGUCAGAGGGAGGGAGCAGCGAGACGGACAGCUCUGAGGAAGAGUUGGACAGGAUGGAUGAAAGAGAGAAAGAGCGUCACCUUCACAACGUGAUGGAGAAGCUUCGGAGGAGGAAGCUGUUCCAGCUGUUCAAAGGUCUGAGGAAAGAAGUCGGUCUGGUUGAAGACAAGACGUCAAAGAUCUUCACGCUGAACACGGCGGUGGAGGUGAUCCAGCUGCUGAAGACGGUCAAUUCAGAUCUGGAGAAGAAGAAGAGGAGGCUGAGAAAGAGGAGGGACAAGUACCUCAGCUUCAUCCUUGGAGAGAGAUCAAAUGAGCUGUCAGAGGGAGGCGCCACAGGAAGCAGCGUCACAGGAAGCAGCGCCACAGGAAGCAGCGUCACAGGAAGCAGCGUCACAGGAAGCAGCGCCACAGGAAGCAGCGUCACAGGAAGCAGCGUCACAGGAAGCAGCGACGGGGAUCUGCUCGACUCGUCUGAUGAGUCCACGGAGGAAUCUGACGAGGAAAGCGUUGUGACCUCGGCCAUCAAAGUACGAAAUGCGGAGGGUGAGGACCGGCAUGUCGCCAUGGAGACGGCGGAGGAGAGCUGUCGGCCGGACGUCAGCAACGAGGACUCUGAGAGCCGUUUGAGCCUCACGGCGUCCUUCAGAGGUCUGCGUGAGGUCAUGAAGACCACCUGCUCCUCAGAGGGACUUCUGCUGGACCAGGCCCGUCAGGAGAUCCAAACCCUCCACAGUGAGUUGGCCAGACUGACGAGCAUGAAGACGUGUCUGAGGCAGCAGAGAAACGCCUUCAUCCGAGACCUCUCCCUCCGAUCAGGUAAAAGUCCUCUGGCGAUCCGCAGGGACGUGCAGAACCAGUCCACCUGCCAGAGGAAGAUGAAGGGGGAAAGACCCCCAACAGCCAAUCAGCUGCCAGCGGCAGGGGGCGGGGCCUCAGCUCCUCCAGCGGGGCGCUCGACCGACACCGAUCACGUCAUCACGAUCCCGACCUCCGACCCGCAGAAGCUGGCGCCACAAGCUCCUCCCACCACCGAAUGUGUUCAGGGGCCUGAGAGUGUCCCCCCGAUGUCCAAGCCCGUCCUGGCUCCUCCUGACGUAUCCCACAAUGCAUCAGCGGCAAGGGAAAGGCCAAGGACGUUCCCCAACAUCCUGUCUCGAUGUAGGAAUCCAGCGACCGGGCCGGCUGUGUUACCACAAGGGAUUCGGUCUCUGGUCCGUGGUGCGUUGCCGGGGCAACAGGUCCUGCCAGUGAGUCCUCUGCAGACGUUCCCUUCACCAGGCAUGACCACCGUCACACUUAACCUCUCCAACCUGACCAACCAGCAGAUCCGUCUCGCCUCAAUGAACCACCCCCCAAUCGCUGCAAACUUCAACGUGCUGCCGGGGUUCCAACCUUCUAGUAGAGUACAGAGGAUCCUCCCAUUUCAACAAAUAAUACUACAACCGCACCAAAUACCAACACAACAAAUAGUACAACUACAACCACAAAUACUGCAACUACAACCACAAAUACUACAGCCACCACAACAAAUACUACUACACCCGCAGCCAAUGCCGGCACCCCCCCCUCCCCAGCCGCCUCCACCAGCGCGCCCCUCCCUCCUGGUCUCUACUGGUUUGGACCAGGAGCAGCCGGAGGCCUCCACUCGGGGGGGCCCGUCCUCAUCUCCGUGCCCAGGUCCGAGGGCUCAGGUGACCGUGGGGGGCCCUCUUGGUACGGAGCGGCGGACGGGGGAGGGUGAAAGCCUGACCUCCCUCCUCGACGAGCUCUUCCUCCUCAAUCAGCAGAACUCCUCCUCCGAGGAGGGGGUGGCACCGCCAACAGAGACCAUGCGGGACGGAACCCACCUCGCACCCGCCAUCCAGAAAGCUGAUGCCCUGGCUCCGCCCCCUCUGCUCCAGAUGAAGCUGGGCGGGGCCACGGUGGCGGACGCCCCCAGCAGUGACGUAGAUGCUGGAGGGGGAGGCGGCUGGAGUAGAGAAGGGGGCGUGGCUUGGAGGCCGAUGCCGAGGCUGGUUCCUCUGGGACUGAGAGGAAACCCCAGCUGACAUCACCAGACUCUGAUGUCACAGCAGAAGCAUGACCUCAUGGGUCGUCUGCAGACUCUGAUUGGCUGUUGAGUUCAGUCUGAACCUUCGUUUCUGCUGCAGCGUUUACUUUGAUCUCACGUUUCUGAUAUUCAAAGUUAAAUGCAAAUAACUGCAAUAACUUCUCAAUGUUAAGUGUGUGUGUGUCAUUGUCAUUUCAAGGAUUCACAUUAAACUGAUUUUAUUUUCAAACUGCAAGUAGAAACACAAUAAUAGAUAUGAACCGUCUGAAAGCUGCUGAAUAUUGUAUAAAUAUAUAAGUGUUAUAUGAAAAAUUCUGUUGAUGUAGAAACUCGUCGGAAGAAGUUGCUGCUCCGCCUCCUUUACUUCUGUUUUUCCUAAAUUUGUAUUUUUGUACGUGUUUAAGGACUGUGACGUAAAUAAAUGCCCAUAUCACAACUCUAAUAUUCUGUAAAUAAAGUUUAAA